Spirodela intermedia is the source of this 2352-nucleotide messenger RNA. The record is from the annotation of a GenBank genome assembly. NCBI's taxonomy places the organism in Eukaryota, Viridiplantae, Streptophyta, Magnoliopsida, Alismatales, Araceae.
AUGAGCACCGGGUCUCGAUCGAGUCCUUCCUUGCGGCCGCAGGCGACGGUUGAAACCGGCGGGGGGGGCGGCGGGGGCGAGAGUUCAUCCUCAGCGGAGGAUAAGAGCUCGAGCGCCGGCGGUGGCGGCGAUUGUCAGAACAAUUCAACGGAAGUUGGUCCACGAAGAAGCGUCGAUACAUUUGGCCAUCGGACUUCAAUAUAUCGCGGUGUAACAAGGUCCUUCCCAUUAAUGAAUGCCGUCCCCUAAUGAGGAACCCUAAUUCCUUUUUCUAAAAUCAUCAUCUGAAGACAACCCAUCGAUGAUCGCCCCCAUAUCCUGUUUUGCCUUAUUUUUCUAUAUUUCUCUGACGAUAUUUCCCAGCCAUGCGAUGAAAAGAGUAACCAUUCAGUUUAACACCCGUCUGUUUUUGCCCGGCCUUCAUGUCAUUAUCCCGAAAUUUUUCUCUCUAGAACUUUAAGUAAAGAAACUUCUGGAUCAUCAAAGAUUGUGUCUGCUCCAAUGUUCUAUCAACACUCAUUCGUCCUGUAGCUUCGGUUGAUGAAGAUUCUCUGCCCCCGUCUCCUUUUAUCGCAAAAUAAAUAUACACCAUCCGUAACAUUCUAUAGUCUUUUUACGUCUAGCAGCAAUCCUCUCUCUCAAUCUUUCUUUUUAACGGUCCUUUCGUUCUUCAAGCGCUCCUAGGGUUUAUUUCAUCCUGGAAUUUUUCUCUCCCCAGGCACAGAUGGACAGGAAGGUAUGAAGCUCAUCUAUGGGACAACAGCUGCAGAAGAGAGGGACAAACUCGCAAGGGGAGGCAAGGUAUGACUCUCUCUCUCUCUUUCUCUCGCAUUGUUUUCAUCAUAACUACCCAUUAUUGUGACGUUUCCCUUGUCUACAUCCAUGGGCGUUAUCUGCUGGUCGAUCUCGGCUCAUCUUCCUAAAAACAGUCUACUUGGGUAAGAGAAUAGAUUUUGGGCCUUCCUAUGUAACGGAUUUUAUUGUAUUUAUGGAUGAAGCCGGUAAUCCUUCUCCAAUUUCCCAGGUGGAUAUGACAAGGAAGAGAAAGCAGCAAGAGCUUACGAUCUUGCUGCUCUCAAGUACUGGGGGUCAGCGACCACGACCAACUUCCCUGUGAGAAGCUAAUUGUGGUAAUUAAUAAUCUAUCCUAUACUCCAUUGCAGCAUCUAAUACCUCUUCUUCUUCCUCAUCUCAGAUUAGUAACUAUGAGAAGGAGCUGGAGGAGAUGAGGCAGAUGACCAGGCAGGAGUAUGUUGCCUCUCUUAGAAGGUUAGAUAGAUCCUUUCCUUCCCCCUCAGGAAGUGUUAGAUUUUCUCUGUCUAGAUUAGGUCUGAGGAAAGAGCAUGCACUUCACAGCUUUUGGAGUUCUUAUUCUGAUGCAGGAAGAGCAGCGGGUUCUCUCGAGGAGCGUCUAUUUACCGAGGAGUGACAAGGUAUGAAUACGGUUCUUCAGACGCCAAGAACAGGAGUCUGGAAACCUGUUCUUGUCUCCAUAUCGGUUUCGUCAGUGAUUUGGUGCUUCUCUCUCUCUCUCUCUCUCUCUCUCUCUCUCUCUCUCUCUCUCUCUCUCUCUCUCUCUCUCUAUACCCAUUCCUCUCGUAAUAUCGUUGAUUCCCCGAUGAGCAGAUCAAGGCGGCCAUCCUUUCUUCUUGAACUCAGAUUUCCGACAUAUAUCAGGGCCCUCUCUCUCUCUCCUCAUGAUUAUCUCGAUGCAUGGCUACGCAUUCUUUUUUAUUUGCUUUUCGGCAGAAGUAUCAGGGUUUCAUCUCUCUCCUGAUAAUGCCUGGCCGCACUUUCUUCUCUAGUUGAUCCCUUCGGCAUAAAUAUCAUUGUUUCUUCCGUCCUCUCUCUCUCUCUCUCUCUCUCUCUCUCACACACACACACACACACACACACCCCACGACCUGGAUGAGUGUCGUUGUUCAUUCCUUCAUCCAAGUAUGAUGUAAGCCGGUUUCUUCUGAACAACAGGCAUCACCAACAAGGGAGAUGGCAGGCGAGAAUCGGAAGAGUUGCAGGGAACAAGGAUCUCUACUUGGGCACAUUCAGUAAGCUUUCAUGACUAUUUUAUCAGAAAAAAAAUUGAAUAUUCAAAAAUUGUAAGAAUUGUCGCAUAAAAUAGUUGCCUUUGCCUAAGCUCUCUCUCUCUUCCCCCCCUCCAUCUAUCUAUCUAUCUAUCUUGCAGGCACCCAAGAAGAAGCUGCAGAGGCGUACGAUAUCGCCGCUAUCAAAUUCCGGGGUCUCAAUGCCGUCACAAACUUCGAUAUGAAUCGGUGCGUUCAAAACCCUACUCUCUCUCUCUCUCUCCCCCUCCCUAUCUCAGCUAAGGUGCUUCAAAUGGUUUCAGCCUGA